CUACAUGGCUUCUGUGAUGCCUCUGAAAAGGCAUAUUGUGCCACCAUCUAUGUGCGCACACAAUCUGACACAGCGACCACCAAUCACCUACUGGUAGCCAAAGCAAAGGUGGCUCCGCUAAAAACAAUAAGUCUGCCACGACUGGAACUAUGUGGUGCGCUACUACUAGCCAAACUAGUAUCCAUGGUGCAAACGCAUCUAAAUAUGACCAAAUAUAAAUUGUAUCUCUGGUCUGAUUCCGAAAUUGUAUUAGCCUGGUUAGAAAAACCUCCACAUGUAUGGAAGACGUAUAUUUCCAAUCGAACGUCUCAAACCCUUGACCUAGUGGGAUCAGCCACUUGGCGACACGUGGCCAUCGAAAAAUCGACUCCUUCCACACGACAUUGGAUGAUACUGACAUCCUUGAGCGAUUUUCAUCAUACCCUCGAGCCCUCAGGAGAUCAAGAUGGACGUGGACAAGCCUACGAUCCCGACACCAACUGUUCGGUCGGCUACCAACGUGGCAGGUACUGGGCCUACUCCUCCGCCCCGCCCAACCAAUGCUACGGUAUCGACUGCCGCUUCUGGUAG
Messenger RNA from Bactrocera tryoni, 570 nucleotides. RefSeq lists its product as uncharacterized. The record is from RefSeq and is a predicted model, not a curated record. The annotation marks the transcript as partial. The transcript has 3 exons. Lineage: Eukaryota; Metazoa; Arthropoda; Insecta; Diptera; Tephritidae.